Molecule: messenger RNA, 560 nt
Organism: Dichomitus squalens LYAD-421 SS1
Lineage: Eukaryota; Fungi; Basidiomycota; Agaricomycetes; Polyporales; Polyporaceae
Product: diadenosine hydrolase
Exons: 4
Coding region: 1-513 (170 amino acids)
Molecular function (GO): catalytic activity
Source: RefSeq, a predicted model, not a curated record
AUGUCCGCUCUCUUCUUCUCAUCCUUUGAUGUCACUCGCCAGGCGUUCUACCGCUCGGGCCUCGCAGCCGCCAUCGUCAACCUGAAGCCAAUCGUUCCUGGCCAUGUCCUCGUCAUACCCACACGCGUCGUCCCGCGCUUUGCCGACCUCGAGCAGGACGAGCUCGCGUCGCUGAUGGCGUCUGUGCAGCACGUUGGGCGCGUCAUCGAGCGUGUGUAUGGGGCCGACGGCCUCACCAUUGCAUGUCAGGACGGGAAAGCGGCGGGCCAGACAGUGCCCCACGUACACUUCCACCUGCUGCCUAGAAAGAUCCAGGGCGACGCGUUCGCCAGGAACGACGACGUGUACCCUGCUCUGGAGAGGUCCGAGGGCGGUCUCGUCGACAAUCUUCGCAGGGUCCCGCAGCCACUUCAGGUGGACGCGGAUGAGGAUCGCGAGCCCAGAACUUUGGAAGACAUGGAGAAGGAGGCCCUGUGGCUGAAGACCUUCUUCGAUCCUGUUGAAGGAAGCUGAGAGGCUGUUGGCAGCAAGGCGUCGUCCUCAGAUGAUUACUUCACCUG